Oncorhynchus tshawytscha (Chinook salmon) is the source of this 2071-nucleotide messenger RNA. RefSeq names its product sodium- and chloride-dependent taurine transporter-like. Bases 1257 to 1847 code for a protein of 196 amino acids. Lineage: Eukaryota; Metazoa; Chordata; Actinopteri; Salmoniformes; Salmonidae. The record is from RefSeq and is a predicted model, not a curated record. Gene Ontology annotation, biological process: taurine transmembrane transport; sodium ion transmembrane transport. Gene Ontology annotation, cellular component: membrane. Gene Ontology annotation, molecular function: taurine:sodium symporter activity. The transcript has 4 exons.
ACUAUCUUCUGGGACUUACCAUGGUUACUAGUAGUGUACUUUCACUUUUUACACUGAUAUCAUAUUAUUGUAGUAGUGUUACUGAAGUAAGGUCUAGUAAAUGUACUUUCCUACACCCCCUUAAUGAAUACAAAAGGAUCUGACUAAAGUUAAUUAUGUCUAAUAUUAUACUUUGCCCUAAUAUGGCCUCUGCUAUUACUGCUGUCUCCAUCAUCAGCUUCCAUAACAAUGCGGGCUAUAGACAUAUUAGGGCAUAACUUUCAAUGCAAUAUACAGCACCACAUGUGUAGUGCAGUAAAUAGCUACACCCGAAGGCAGUGGUUUCCAAACAGGGGUACAAGGGUCCCCAGGGGUACUCAGGUCAGAACCAGUGAGUACAAGUUUGGGAACCACUACUGCCCUAAUGAAUAGAACAAAGUAUUAAGGGGGAUUGUUAAUAAACCUCAGAAUUCCCCCAUCAACAAGAGUCCCAAAACAACAGUUCCAUUUCCUCUUUGCCUCUCUUCUCAUGCCAGCCAGUCCCUUAUAAUAGCACCACUAAAUAUGCUGCUGUACUAUCAAGAGCUUCCCUGUAGCCUACGGUAUGAUCUAUUUAGAGACGCUUCUGGCUCACACACUUAAAUCGCUGUCUUUUAUCUCCACUCUUUCUGAAAACCUCCCUGCCUCUCGGCCUCACAAUGUAGAAACAAGCAUGUGAUUCCCCUCAGGCAGGCCCCCUAGACAGCCAGGGAGUCAGGGACUUACUGCUUUAUCCAAGUUUUUUCCAUGACAUCACAAUCUCAUGCUGCUUCUCACGGAGUGCUCUGUUGGGCUAUUUCGUUGGAACACUGGACGGCUCAAGGUUCCGUUGGGCUAUUCCGUUGGAACACUGAACCGCUCAAGGUUCCGUUGGGAUAUUCCGUUGGAACACUGGACAGCUCAAGGUUCCGUUGGGCUAUUCCGUUGGAACACUGAACCGCUCAAGGUUCCGUUGGGAUAUUCCGUUGGAACACUGGACAGCUCAAGGUUCCGUUGGGCUAUUCCGUGCAUUCCACAGGUCACGUUUAUAAGUGAGUCAUCAAAAACAUAAUCAAGAUUAGGAAAAGUUUCACGGCACACCGGUUGGAAACAAUUGACGUAGGAAACAGAGUGUCACUUGGAAUGCAAACCUGUGUAUUCUCCCUCCACUAGUCUUAGGGGCCAACACCCUCACCAGCCCUACACACACUACAGUAUAUCAACUUCUACUGUGUCUCUGACUGUACAUCUAUCUUAGCAUGCUACAUUCCAACAUGACCCAAGCACUAAAUCCUGCCUGUCUCUCUCUCCCACAGGGUGGCAUGUAUGUAUUUCAGCUCUUUGACUACUAUGCAGCCAGUGGUGUGUGCCUUUUGUGGGUUGCAUUCUUUGAAUGUAUUGCUGUAGCCUGGGUUUAUGGCGUUGAUAAUUUCUAUGAUGCGAUUGAAGACAUGAUUGGCUACAGACCAAAUCCCUGGAUGAAAUGGAGCUGGUCUGUGAUCACGCCUCUUCUUUGUGUGGGUUGCUUCAUUUUCUCCUUGGUCAAAUAUAAACCUUUGACGUACAACAAGGUCUACGAGUACCCCGACUGGUCCAUCGGUGUGGGCUGGACUCUGGCCCUGGCUUCUAUGAUCUGCAUUCCUAUGGUGGUGGUCAUCAAGAUCAUCCAGUCCGAUGGACCACUCAUAGAGAGGAUCAAGGCUGUGGCGGCUCCGCUAGGAGGUGCUAGCUCCCGUCCAGCCGACCACCGUUCUAAGGGCAAGGCUUGCGAGCUGGCCUACCCGCUGGACCCCAACGGGAACAACGGCCUGAUCAAGCCCACCCACACUAUUGUAGAAACCAUGAUGUGAGCGCUCUCUGUGAGAGGAAAGAUUCUUUUUUUUUUUUUUUUUUUUAAAUACCCGCUUUCUAUGUUAUUAUACUAUAUUAUCGCUAAACUAGUUGUAGGACCAGGUUUACAUGUAUCUGCACUAGGACGGUUCUUUUUUUGUUUUGUUUUCUACAGAGGAAGUUACAUUAUUGGGUUUCCUGUCUAUGUUUUUAAUAUUUUUUUAUUAAACUAUUGUUAAGAAUA